Molecule: messenger RNA, 10133 nt
Organism: Catharus ustulatus (Swainson's thrush)
Lineage: Eukaryota; Metazoa; Chordata; Aves; Passeriformes; Turdidae
Gene: ABCB5
Product: ATP binding cassette subfamily B member 5
Exons: 30
Coding region: 504-4451 (1315 amino acids)
Biological process (GO): transmembrane transport
Cellular component (GO): membrane
Molecular function (GO): ATP hydrolysis activity; ABC-type transporter activity; ATP binding
Source: RefSeq, a predicted model, not a curated record
ACUGUAUAAAAACGAACUAAAACUGCUUUUUGGUGCGAGCCAUUGGCAGAGAAAUGAUUCCCUGGCCGUCCAGCGCUGCUUUUGCUUAGUUAUCGCUUACUAAAUUAGCUUACUAAUAAAUUGUCACCAGUAUCUAUGACAAUCUUGGUGCCGUGACUUGGAUCCAGGUCUCUUUGGUGCAGAUUCCUGCAGAGAGGGAGGCGCCCUAUCUCCGGAUAGCCCUGUUCUGGGGAAUUCUGUCACUAAAUACUGGAUCUGCGAAUCCCUCUAAAUUACGAUACCUGAGCAAAUAAACCUGCAGGACCCCCUUAAAAUUCGUGCACGAAGACCAGACAAAGACACCUGGGAGAGGUUCUCACAGAGCCAGGACUGGGACACAGAGCAGCAGCAGGGCACCUGUCCUUGGAGACCUUUGGGAGGCACAGCUGAGCCUGGCCAGGAGUGCCCAGGAGGGCUGGUUCUAAUUAAUGUGACUCUCGCAUAAGCAUGCAACAGAAAGAACAAUGAAGGACUAUUCUGCAAAUUCCACGGAACAGGACCUCCCUGAUCCUGAAUCUGGAAGCAAGGGGUGUGAUGGUCCUUCUUUCCAGCAUGAAGAACAUGUAGAACAAGUUGACCAGUUAGAGCCCAAGAAGAAAAAGAAGGAAGAUAAGAAGCCAGAGAAACGAAUGGUUGGCAUUCUUGAAUUGUUUCGCUAUGCUGAUGGGGUGGAUGUCCUGUUGAUGAUAGUUGGUUUGGUCGCAGCGGCUGCAAAUGGUACUGGAAUGCCACUUAUGAUUAUUCUCUUUGGAGAGAUGACAAACAGCUUUGUGCUAAGUGGCAUACAAUCCAAUGACACUUCAGUAAACAGUUCCAGCUGCCCAUCACACCCAGGCGUGGAUAUAGAAGGUGAAAUGACAAAGUUUGCUUACUACUAUACAGCAAUUGGCUUUGCUGUGCUUAUCCUGAGCAUCAUCCAGGUGUGGACAUUUAUGGUUACCGCGGCAAGGCAAACCACAAGGAUCCGGCAGAAGUUCUUUUUUGCAGUGCUCCAUCAGGAGAUGGCUUGGUUUGAUACUACCCAGAUAGGAACACUGAACACCAGACUGACAGAUGACAUCAACACCAUCCGCGAAGGCAUCGGAGACAAGAUCAGUAUAUUUCUGCAGUUUUUUUCCACGUUUGUGUCAGGGCUUAUUAUAGGAUUCAUCUAUGGGUGGAAGCUGGCAUUGGUGGUUUUGUCAGUCAGCCCACUUCUUGCUGCAUCAGCAGCAUUUUGGUCAACUCUCAUGGCUUCCCUUACUGCUAAAGAGCUGUCUGCUUAUGCCAAAGCAGGAGCUGUGGCAGAAGAAAUUUUGACAGCAAUCAGGACUGUUGUAGCUUUCAAUGGACAGAAGAAAGCAUUAGAGAAAUAUGAUGCAAACUUAGAGAUGGCUAAACGUGUUGGAGUGCAAAAAUCCAUUAUCACUAACACAUGUCUAGGUCUUUCACAAUUUUUCAUCUUUGGAUCCUAUGGCCUUGCAUUUUGGUAUGGAACCAAGCUCACUGCUGAGGAUCCACAUUACGACCUCACCCGUGUGUUGAUUGUGUUCUUCUCUGUGCUUAUUGGAGCUUUCUCCCUGGGCCAGGCAGCUCCUAACCUGGAGUCUGUGGCCAAUGCACGUGGGGCUGCCUAUGAAGUAUAUAAGAUUAUCAAUAAGAAACGGCUCAUCGAUAGCAGUUCUAAGGAAGGUUACAAGCCAGACAAACUCGUAGGAGAAAUUGAAUUCAGAAAUAUCCAUUUCAGUUACCCUUCUAGACCUGAUGUUAAAAUCCUCAAAGGUCUGAACUUGAAAGUUCAAACUGGGAAGACCAUUGCUUUAGUUGGUGCCAGUGGCUGUGGAAAAAGCACUACUGUUCAGUUGCUGCAGAGAUUCUAUGAUCCUGACCAGGGAGAAAUUACCUUAGAUGGUCGGGAUAUUCGGACCCUUAAUACAAAGUGGCUACGAGAAAAUAUUGGCAUUGUGAGCCAAGAGCCUGUUUUGUUUGCAACCACAAUAGCAGAGAACAUUCGCUAUGGCAGAGAAGACAUUUCUGAUGCUGAAAUUGAGCGAGCAGCCAAGGAGGCCAAUGCUUUUGACUUUAUAUCUAGACUGCCUGAUAAAUUUAACACCAUGGUGGGUGAAAGAGGGGCUCAGCUGAGUGGAGGCCAGAAGCAACGAAUAGCUAUUGCCCGUGCCCUAGCAAGAAAUCCCAAGAUUCUUCUUCUGGAUGAAGCUACAUCUGCAUUAGAUACUCAGAGUGAAUCCAUAGUGCAGGCAGCUCUUGAUAAGGCUCGGGCUGGUCGUACCACCAUUGUGAUUGCUCACAGACUGUCCACCAUCAGGACUGCUGACACUAUUGCUGGAUUUGAGAAAGGUGUUGUGAUUGAGCAGGGGACACACAGUGAACUGAUGCUGCAGAAAGGCAUCUACUAUUCCCUUGUAAUGCAGCAGGGUUGUGGCAAUGAUGUUCAAGAUGAUGGCACAUCAGAAGAUAGUGAAGGCACAGGACCUGAGGAAUAUGAGGAAAAAAAUCAUAUGGAAGAGCUGAUUCUUCAAGAUCAUUUUGAAACAUCUGUGAUACCAGAGAGAGGCAGCAUUCGAAGAAGAUCCAGCAGAUAUAAGAGCAAGAGGAGGUCAUCUAAAAAUCCCUUUGGAAAAAAGAAGAAAAAAAAGGAGGUGGAGGAAGAAAAUCUCCCUGCAGUGCCUUACCUAAAAAUCCUGGCUCUGAACAAACCUGAGUGUUUCUCUGUACUGCUGGGAAUGAUUGCUGCUGCUGUCAUAGGUGCAGUCAAUCCUACAUUUGCUGUUAUAUUUGGAAAAAUCAUUGGGGCUUUUCAAGAAACAGAUCCAGAAAAAAGGAGUAAAAACACUGUGGUGCUUUCUUUAAUAUUUCUUUUACUUGGAGUGAUUAUCUUAGCAGCAUACAUAAUCCAAGGAAUCAUGUUUGGGAAGUCUGGGGAAGCCCUAACAAUGAGGCUGCGCUCUUUGUCCUUCAGGGCAUUACUUCAGCAGGAGAUUGGAUGGUAUGAUGACCAGAGAAAUGCUGUUGGUAUUCUUCUAACUCGUCUUGCUACAGACGCUUCCCAAGUUAAAGGCGCAACUGGAAGUCGACUUGCACUGAUGACUAUGACUGUCGUUACCCUUGUGACUGCCAUCGUUGUUGCAUUUGUGUAUAGCUGGCAGCUAACUUUGCUUGUCCUGGCCUGCAUUCCUUUUGUUGCUGGUGCAAAUGCUGUGAAUGCCAGCUCUAUGGCUGGCCAUGCUGCAGAAGACCAAAAAGCUUUGGAAGAGGCUGGAAGAAUUUCAACAGAAACAGUUGAAAACAUAAGAACUGUAGCUUCACUGACCAAGGAAGAAGCAUUUUAUGAAAGAUAUGUGGCUAGUUUGAAUCAUACAUAUAGAAAAUCUCUGAAAAAAGCCCCUUUCUAUGGAUUUGCCUAUGGAAUAGCUCAGUGUUCAGAGUACUUUAUUCAUGCAGCAGCCUUCAGAUUUGGAGCAUGGCUCAUUGCUAAUUGUCUGACCAACUUUGAAAACGUAUUUAUAGUCUUCUCUGCUGUCGUGUUUGCAGCUAUGAAUGUUGGUCAGUCUUCUUCCAUGGCACCAGACUAUGGCAAAGCUCGAAUAUCAGCCCAAAGAAUCUUUCAGCUUUUGGACAAAAAACCUCUUAUUGACAGUUACAGUGAACAAGGUGAAAAAUUGAGCCAUUUUGAAGGCAACAUUGAAUUCAAAAACGUUCAUUUUGUAUAUCCAACAAGGCCUGAAGUUCAGGUUUUGCAAGGACUCAGUGUGAAGGUUAAAAAAGGACAGACUCUGGCAUUAGUAGGAAGCAGCGGUUGUGGCAAAAGUACAUCCAUUCAACUCCUGGAAAGAUUUUAUGACCCUGUGGAAGGACAAGUGCUAGCAGAUGGAUUUGACACCAAAUCCCUGCAUUUACAAUGGCUGAGGUCCAGGCUAGGCCUGGUGUCACAGGAGCCCAUUUUGUUUGACUGCAGCAUUGCUGAAAAUAUCCAAUAUGGAGACAACAGUAGGGUGGUUAGUCAGGAGGAAAUUGAAGAAGCAGCUAAAGCAGCAAAUAUUCAUGCCUUCAUUGAAAAACUGCCAGAGAAAUAUAAUACCCGUGUGGGUGAGAAAGGAACGCAACUUUCUGGAGGUCAAAAACAAAGAAUAGCAAUUGCCCGUGCUCUGGUUCGUAAUCCUGCUGUUCUGCUUCUGGAUGAAGCCACCUCUGCUCUUGACACUGAAAGUGAAAAGAUUGUCCAGAAGGCUCUGGAUAACGCCCGGCAAGGUCGGACGUGCAUCGUCAUUGCUCACCGCCUGUCCACCGUGCAGACAGCCGACAUCAUUGUGGUGAUCCAGAACGGCAGGGUGGUCGAGCAGGGCACCCACAGCCAGCUACUGGCAAAGGAAGGACACUACUACGCCCUUGUAAAUGCACAAGUCUCUAAUUAGUGCUACUUGCUGAGUUGGGGUUUUUUAUUUUGUUUUGUUUUUUUUACGGGAAGAUGUGAAAAGCUGUACAGAGGGUUCCUGUUGGCUGUGUCUGUGCUGACUGAGCAGGAACUGUGUUGCUGCCUCGUUGCUGUAUCCAGUGUAGCCUUUGGCCCACACAUCCAUGGGGAUGAGCAGGGCAUGCCUGAUGCUGGGGCACAGAGGGUGUGCAGAGGAGUCCUUGGGACUGAACGAGUUGAGCAGUUGGAGGUGUGUCAGACUUGGUAUAGUCUCACCCACAGCUCAGGUGGGUAUCCUGCUCUCCCUGUCCCCUUAAACCCUGGCCCACUGCAGCUGCCAUAUACCAAGGUGCUAACAGUAUGACAGCAGUUAAGCAUCAUAGAUAAACAACAACCUGGUGCUUGGGGCUGCUCUUUGAGUUUCUUCACCAGCCAGAUGAAGUCAUAAAGUCUUCUUUAUUUAAAGAUGAGUAUCAAUUCUUAUUGAAAACUGAGAUUUAAAAAAAAAAUGCAUUAAAGAGAAGGAUGUUAAAGCAUGGGCUUGGUUUUUUCCCUACUUUAUGCCACAUUUCUCCUAUUACUGUGCUUCACACAUUUCUUGUGUUACCUGGAAAGGCUGACCUGGAACAGAGACUAGACAGAGCAAAAGGAAUAAAAUAAGUAUUUAUUGAAAGAAUAUGCUUUGGGCAGGGCAAGACCCCGGCCGGGGCUACACCCAAAUCAAAUCCAAGGUGGAUCCCAGUCAUGAGUUUAUACACUUCAGUAAGUUUUGGUUCAUCUACUUAUUGAGGUCAAUUAUCCAACCACAGCCCCAGACUAUGAAGUCUCAUAUCCCUGGCUUGCCCCCUUUCCCUCACUGUUUAUGCUUUUUGAGUACCAGUUGUCCUCGAAUCUCUAGCUAGAAAGGAAUUGUUUUGUCUAACUACCCUGUGAAGAGAACUUACUAACACCUAUUAACACCUAAUAUGAAGUUUUAGAGUUACAUGCUAAGCAGCAGAGAUUUUGAAAAAUAUAAAAGCUAAAACCCAAGGCAUCACUUGGAUAUUCAAUACUCUGUUUCAGACAAUAAUUAUAAUAGUUACAACCUUUCCAUAUCAUGAUAAACUACAUAGAAGAUACCAUUUUUUUGUAUUUUUCAAAUGCUAACCUAACAGGGUUGUCAUUCUUUGUAUCCAUCAAGAUAAUUUCAAUAGUUUUGUGGGGAGCUAGAAUGGCAUGGACUCCUAUCAGCCUUGUAAACAGCUUUUCUUUAAAAUACAGGAAAAAGGCAAAGUUAUUUUCAAUAUAACUUCCUUUCUUUUUAAUAGGCAUGGUACUUAGGGUCAUGGUUUAGUAGUGGACCUGAUAGUGAUAGGUUAACAUUUGGACUGGAUCAUUUAAAGGGUCUUUGCCAUUCUAAAUGAUUCUAUUAUUCUAUCAACAAUUUCAAAGAUUUUUUUUUUAAGUGUUGGAAAAGCUUGUUUAUACAUGUGUUUUAAUAAUUUGUUAUUCCUCUGAUACAUUCCUCAGGGUGCUGCAACACAUCCUUUAACUGUUGAAGACUAUGUACUCUGUAGUCAGAGUGACUCAGCAGAUAGGAUUUUUUGGCUGGGUAAACCCAAUUGCAGCAUUUUAAUUUUCCAAGGCUUUGCACGUGGCUUUGGGCUAGGAUUUAUAGCCUGGAGCAACCUGCAGUACUUUAUAAUUUCCAGAUUGUAGCAGACAAACUUGGAGUAAUUACCAUCUCCUUUGCUCAUUUCAAUUAUUUUCCAGCAUCAGGACCUACAAGGGGAAUAAAACACAUAGAACGAAAUCUGAUCUCAGAUUUGCCAAAAUAAAUACAGUUGUUCUCCCUCACAGUUUUUCUCAGAGGCUGUUUCAAGAAGAAUUUUUAUUCAUUCAGGCACCCCUCUUGUGUGAUCUCUUUAUUUUCUUGUGAUAGGCACAUACUAUGGAACUGCUGCCCUUAUUACAUUCCCAAUUAUCUAAUGUGGGCUCAAAUUAAUUCCCUUUUCCCUGACUUGUUUCUGCACUAGAUUUAAAAUUACAAGAUUUUGAUUCUCAAUUUUGAAAAUAAAAAAGGGAAGUAACUUCAGUGUGCAUUGUAUCCAUUCUUUUUGACAUGCUGUGCCUGCCUACUAGCGCACAGAUGGAGCUGGAUGACUUUACUGACUCCAUAAGAUAUAAAUAUAUAAAUAUGUUCAGCUUGCAGGCACUACAAGUAAACUCUGAUAGUUUAUUUCAGAUUAUUCAAGUCACCUUCCUGGCUGGAUAUGCCCAUAGAACCUUCAAACUGGCUAUGCUCUGAUUACAAGCACACCUGAGACAGAAAUGUAUGUCAAAAGCCUAUUUUAGCACUGAGCCCUAUAUGAUAUAGAAAUCAAAAGAAUCAACCCUAACAGAGGAUUUGGUGUCUCCACCAAGUAAACACUCCAGUUUUCCUUCAAAAGACCUUCUAAAUGCCUUCUCUGAAGCCUUCACUCUCUUUUCUAGGAAUUCAUAUCUUAAUAAUUCCAUAGGAGACUUAGAUCAGUGCUGGCAAGUGUCCCAGCUAAGUGUUCCUCUUUUAGUCAUGAAUGAGGCCUUUGGUGUUCCUUGACAAGCACAGGCCAAUGUGUUCCCUUCACCCCUAUCCUUGUGGCAGUCAUUUUAGGGAUGAGAGACCCAGCGACAACUGCAGUGACUCAAAAUAUUGUGGGCAUGUUUGGGGAACACCAGCACAUGUGCAUGAUUAGGGGAGAAUUUUAACUCUGACACCUGAGAUAUAAAGCAGCACAGAACAAACAUUUCAGCAUAAAAAUGUAAUUAUAAGAAUGUUCUGGUUCUGGCCAGGACAGGGUUCGUUCUUGGAUUAGCCAGGAGGGAGCCUGGUCAGGACCCAAAGGUUAUUCUAAACCACCUCAUCACUGCCAGGGGUGGGGCAAAUGGAGUUCCUUCUGGGAAGAAGUGGUUCUCCUUGGUUGAGUAACUGUGGUUUUGUUACAGCAAUGCUCCAGCUUGGCCCCCAUUAAGGCUCAUCUGCAGCCUGCAACCAUGGGCACUCUGCCCAGGGAACUCAGCUUUUCCAAGGAUAAACAAACAGCUUACCUAAGACAAGACAAAGAAAGCUGGAGAGGGACUUUUUACAAUGAUGUGCAGUGUUAGGCCAAGUGAUGGGUUUAAACUGAGAGUGUAGAUUAAGAGGAGAUAUUAGGGAGAAAUUCUUUACUAUGGGGGUGGAAAAGCACUGACAUGCCAGAGAAGAGUGGAUGCCUCACCCUUGGAAGUGUUCCAAGCCAAGGUGGAUGGGGUUGUGAACAAACUGGUCUGUGGAAGGUGUGCCUGCCCAUGGUGGAGAUCUUCCAUGUUCCUUCCAACCCAAACUAACCCGUGAUUCCGUAGAAAACAGAAAAAUUCAGAAAGCUUAUCUGGAGAUGUGGUUGCAUCUUGCUGAAGCAGGAAAUACAGUGGCAGCUUUUCCAAGGUGUUUCCAAACUCUUCUGCUUCUUAAUGGAUUUGGAUAAUAUUAGAGGAAUGUGGUCUGUCAAUCACUAGAACUAUACCCAAACUACUAAUAAAAUGGACAAAACAAUGGAUGAAAGCCUGUACUUCACCUCUUUCUGUGAAUCCUGCUGCUGUAUGCAGACAAACCAGACCUCUGUAAAACACAUAUUCUCCAUGUCUGAGACAUUAAAUCGUUUGUAAGAUCAUCAAUGUAGAGAGAAACAGAUGGGCAACAAGGUCACAAACAGCAUCCAUAGUGUUUCUUCUUACAAAAUGCACUUGAAGGGCUUAUAUUUGAUUUAGUCCUGAUCCUUAGGUACUUAUAAAUGACUGGUAGUUUUAGAUGCACAGGUAGAAGAAUCCAGUUACCUUGUUAUCAUUUAUCACCUUCCAGCUGCCCUAUAUAUAAGCUCCACCACAGAUUGGCCCUGAGAUUUUCCAGAGUUAUGGCUCUCCCUGACUGUUCUUUUCCUCCUCAAGCAUCUUGCCUAUCACACACAACAGAUACUGUACCAUGUGACCUGGUGAAAAACACAAGAGAUGAGAGGGGAAGUGACAAAAACAACAGCAAAGCUAAAGGAUUACUUUCCACAAUUAAAAUUUCAACAAAACAACAACAAAAAUUUCUCAGGAGAAAACUGGUCACUGCAUUCAGUAAAUUAAUCAUUUGCAUUGGAGUGCUUUCAUCUGCCUCUGUGCUAUGCCUUAUUCAGAGUGCAGGCAGCACCUAUCUACCUGAAACCCUAGCAAUUAUCUCAUUUUAGCAUUUUACUGCCUACCUGGUUCAUCAGCAGUUAAGUCCAGAAACUAUUUUCUGAGGCAUAUAUUUCCAUUUGGAAAUAAUAAUUUGUUGUGCCCUUAGGGAAGCUCAGACAUCCGCUGGAGUUAUCCCCCUCCUGCUCAGUGACAUCAGUAUCCCAAGCUCCAAAGCAAACUUGCUAAGCCUUCCUGUAAUUCUCCUGAAGAUGCCAGGUUACUGAAUGCUUUCGCAGAAAGAUGUUUUAAAGUCAUGUUAGCUCAACUAAUAGAUUUUGUGGACUUGUUUAAAUUGACCAAUGUACUUUUCAUUGCACUGCUCUUUGCAUAGGAGUAACAUUCACAUUUCUUUCUAAUCCUUAUGAACAGAAUGUAUUUUUACGGGUCUCUCUGUCCUAUGUUGUCCAAAGCAAAACCUUGCAGCCAAUCAUCCCUGGAAUAGUUCCUUUUGUUAUGUCCUUGACAACCACUAUAAGAAUAUGGCUAUACUCUGUGGGACACUUACCACUUAACUACAGACAUUUGGGUCUGAAGAUUGUCUUUAAAGUGCUCUAGGACAUGCCUCUCCUGUUUCCAAAUGUCUGCCUGAACAGACAGUGAAUUAAAUCAAAAUGCCCAUUUCUUACCAUAAACCAAAAUGAGGAGUAUCGGGUUUUAGUCAGAGUAUGCAUUUGCAUUACAUCAGGUGAAGGGAGUUUUAUCUUUCUUAAAGAGAUCCCUAAGUUAAUCAAUCCUGCAAAUAAUUCUUGGAGAUCCUUACCUAGGCUCACCAGGCAUCUCCACAUAGGCACUAGGGAGCCCAGUCUUGCAGCCAAGUGCUUUGCAGAAGGUGAAGGAUCUACACAGUAAACAAGGGCCAGUUUUCCUCUUCUAGAUAUUAGCAGUGCAAGAAGCUUUGGAGUGAAGGAAAAACAUUCAGGAAACAGGAAAUAUUUAUCCUUAAUAUGCAAAAAUUGAAAGGAAAUGGACAGGUUGCAGAAGAAACAACUUUUAACCAUGACUGGAUUAGGAGCAUCUGCAUUUUUUUCCCUCUUGGAUGGCAUGUGGAAAAUUUUAAACCAGAAGUUAACAUUUUCAGUAACCAAAAUAGCUGAUGUCUCUAACAUCUACAUAUAACGGCUUUUAUGAAAUCACACUAAAAAUGAUGAGUUCCUGUUUUCACAUCUGUUGCUCAUAUGAACAUAUCCCUGACAAUGCAGUGUGUGCAUUUCUUCAAAGCAAACUCAAUCAAAAAACUAUCACUUUAUACAGCACUAAUAGGUUGGGUUAUAAAUCCACUACAAAUGAAUGUUUACUACAAAUGAAGUGGAUAUCAGCAACACUGAGUAUGGAAACAGAAUUAUAAUUAAUGGGUGACUUUUAUUAUUCUAGAACAAUAUGAAGAGAUAUCUGCAAUGUGGUUUAUUUUUCUGUAUUCAGUAAUGUAGUUUGGGUUAGAACAAAUAGGAUUCCUAAUACAGACUUA